AUGGCAGCGGCAAACGAAGACGUCCUCGACAUCGAGGCAUCAGCUGAGGAUCGCUUUGAGGAAACCAUGGACGAUGCUGAGGAUACUGCCAACAACACCAAUCCCAACGCCAAGCGCAAAGGCCGCGGCUUCAAAUCGCAAUCAAACAGCCACUACACCUUGUCAGCAACCGGCGAUGCUUCGCCGGAUGCUCCCCAGCGCUCGGUUGAGGGCUGGAUCGUCAUUGCCCGCAACAUCCAUGAGGAAGCCGCGGAGGAAGAUGUCCUGGAUAAAUUUUCAGAGUACGGUGAUGUACGCAACCUGCACUUGAAUCUGGAUCGCCGCACUGGUUACGUCAAGGGCUACGCUCUGAUCGAGUACGAUUCCAAGGAGGAGGCGCUGGCCGCCGUUGAAAAGGGCUCAGGCGAGGAUCUCCUCGGCCAGACCCUCUCUGUGGACUGGGCCUUUGUGCACGGCAAGAAGAGCAUUCACAAGAGGUAG
This is a messenger RNA of Monosiga brevicollis MX1, 480 nucleotides long. RefSeq lists its product as uncharacterized. The record is from RefSeq and is a predicted model, not a curated record. Gene Ontology annotation, biological process: RNA splicing. The transcript has 6 exons. Bases 1 to 480 code for a protein of 159 amino acids. Gene Ontology annotation, cellular component: exon-exon junction complex; cytoplasm; nucleus. Lineage: Eukaryota; Choanoflagellata; Craspedida; Salpingoecidae. Gene Ontology annotation, molecular function: mRNA binding.